AGCCACAGUAGGACAGAACCAUAUACCAUUUUGAUCUGGGUGCAUUUCUUCAGAAGGAAGACUGAAGAUCUUAAUAGCAAACCCUCCAAGGUCAAAAUGAAUACAGAUAGCGGUGGGUGUGCUCGCAAACGUGCUGCCAUGUCUGUCACAUUAACUGCUGUGAAGAGAGUUCAGAGUUCUCCAAACCUAUUGACUGCAGGACGUGAUUCUCAGUCUCCAGAUUCAGCCUGGAGAUCUUAUGAUGAGCAAACUCGAGAAACACUGAAUGGAGAUGCUACUCAUUCAUCUCUUGCAGCAAAAGGUUUUAGGAGUGUUCGUCCGAAUCUACAAGACAAAAAAUCACCAAUUCAGGUGCCCCUUCCACCUCCUAGAAAAGAGAGUUUUGUUAGCCCUUCAAUAACUGCUCCCAAAGAGGGUCGUGUUUUAGACCCAUCAAUAACCAAGAAGCAAAUCCCCUCAAAGACAGUUUACUUUACUAACGAGGACGCUAUCCAGAGGGCUAUGUGUUCCAACAAGGAAAGCAGCCACACCAUUAUGUAUUCUGAGGAAUCUAACACAACUGUGACCUAUACACAAAAAAUCACUAAUCCACUGAGCCCAGUUUCCAGCACAGGCUCCCAACAACCAGCAGCUGACAACAGGACCCUAGUCCAAGAGGACUACACACAGGAUUCUCAGCUACGGAGAAUUUCUACCCUAACAUUAACCCCUAACCAAGACCGACCAAAUAGCAUUCCUCUGUGGUCCCAGCCCAUUGAAGCACUGGGAUUUUCCCAAAGGCCUUUCUCACCCACCCAUAACCGUGCACCUGAGGUACACACAGCAUCUCUCUCCAUUCAGAUAGCUCCCCCCCAUGACCAUAAAGCAGGACAGGAGCUGGAAAGCCACAAACGAGGACCUGGGCUUUCUCCAGACACUGCCAAGGCGCCUCUUCAGGAACGGGGACCCCAUUCUUCACUUGCUGCUUCUGAACAGUCCCCAGGGAGCCAUGUGCUUGGAAAACAGAAACUAGCUGCCAGUGUGAUGGAGGCAAAUGCUCCCCAGAUCCACAGACAAACAGCAGCAGCAGAAGCCUCUCCACUGCGCCCAAUCUCUGUGGCUCAGAUAACAGUGAAUGGGCGCUCAGGCGGGGCUACCAGUCCAAUGAGUUACUUUCAGAGACCAUUCUCCCCGUCAGCCUACUCUCUACCAGCUUCACUCAAUUCAAGCAUUAUCAUGCAGCAUGGAAGGACAAUUGAGUCCACAGACACAUAUUCCCAGCAUGCCCAUUCUCUGGAUGGUAGCUCUGCAAGCAGUACAAUACCCAUCUAUAGAUCUUCAGAGGAAGAGAAGAAAGUGACAGUGAUUAAAGCCCCCCACUAUGCAGGCAUUGGGCCAGUAGAUGAGUCUGGAAUCCCUACAGCAAUUAGAACGACAGUUGACAGACCCAAGGACUGGUACAAGACUAUGUUCAAGCAAAUCCAUAUGGUUCACAAACCUGAUGAUGACACAGACAUGUAUCACACUCCGUAUACAUAUAAUGCAGGCCUUCCUAGCGCUCCCUACACGACUCAGUCCCAUCCUGCUGCAAAGAUGCAGACAUACAGACCUCUUUCCAAAAGUCUCUCUGACAGUGGCGGUGAAGCCUUUAAGGAUUCCUCUUCCCCUUUGCCUCCUCCACAUAUCCCACCUCCAGUUCCACCGCUUAGGCCCAGAGACAGGUCUUCCACAGAAAAGCAUGACUGGGAUCCACCAGACAGAAAAGUGGACACACGAAAAUUUCGGUCUGAACCAAGGAGUAUUUUUGAAUAUGAACCUGGGAAGUCAUCAAUUCUUCAGCAUGAGAGACCGACUGAUCGCAUAAAUCCAGAUGACAUAGAUUUAGAAAAUGAACCCUGGUAUAAAUUCUUUUCAGAACUGGAGUUUGGACGCCCGCCUCCUAAAAAGGCUCUGGAUUAUGGUCAGGACCAUCCUCCUGGUGUUUCCAAAGAGGCCUCUUUGUAUCAGACCUCCUUAGACAGAAGCCUGGAAAGGCCCACUAGCUCUGCAAGUAUAGCUGGUGACUACAGAAAAAGGAGGAAGAGUGAGCCUGCAGUGGGACAUCCCCGAAGUGUGGGUGAUCAGAAUGCAAACAGAGCCAGCCCAACCCAAGCAGAUCUCCCAGGUCCAAGCACGACCCUUACAAAAUCUUUCACUGGCUCUUCUCCUUCUUCCCCAUCAAGAGCAAAAGGUGGGGAUAUUAGCAAAGCAUGUCCAUCCCUUUACAAUUAUUCAGGGCACAGCCACCACACCUCAAGUGAGUUAGAUUACUGCAGUCCAUACAGGCAGCAUUUGGAUGUGCCAAAUGAUUCAAAGCGCACCAUCAACUUCAAGAAUGGUUGGCAGAUGACACGGCAGAAUGCCGAGAUCUGGAGCAGCACAGAAGAAACCGUUUCACCUAAACUGAAAUCCCGUAGCUGUGACGAUCUUCUAAAUGAGGACCAUGAUAGUUUCCCUGACCCGCAGACAAAGUCAGAAAGUCUGGGCUCUCUGUUAUGUGAGGAGGACUCCAAAGACAGCUGCCCACUGACAUGGGUCUCCCCCUACAUCCCUGAAAACCGCACAAAUGGCAGGUCGAGAAUCUGGCAUAAGUCAGCACAUAAUGCCCCUGGGUUCUUGAAAAUGUACAAGAAAAUGCAUCGCAUUAACCGCAAAGAGUUGAUGAAGUCAGAGGUGAUUUGUUCUGUGAAGUCCAGGAUAUUACAGUAUGAAAAGGAACAACACAAGGGUAUGCUGCGUGGGUGGAGCCAGUCCUCAACCGAGGAGGUGCCCAGGGACAUGGUGCCCACACGCAUUUCUGAAUUUGAGAAGCUAAUUCAAAAGUCAAAGUCCAUGCCGAAUCUGGGGGAUGAAAUGCUGUCUGCUGUCACCUUAGAACUGCCUCAGAAUGGAUUGUGUCCAAAGCGACGAUUUUCUAUUGAGUCUUUAUUGGAGGAAGAGAACCAAGGGAGACAUGUCAAUCAGGUUAAUGCACGAAGCUAUAAGCCUAAAACCCUGGUGCCAAUUCACAUUGAAGUGACCAGUGAUGAACCACCACGAUCUCAUAUGGACUUCUCAGACAGUGACCAAGAUGGAAUGGUCUCUGACGUCAGUGACUUUGUUCAUGUAGAAGGCUCAUCCUUCUGCAGUGAGAGUGACUUUGAUCAUUUCUCCUUUACAUCCUCGGAGAGUUUCUAUGGCUCCAACCAUCACCAUCAUCACCACCACCACCAUCACCACCACCACCGGCACCUCAUCAGUUCCUGCAAGGGAAGAUGCCCUGCCUCUUACACACGAUUUACCACCAUGUUGAAACAUGAAAGGGCUAAGCAGGAGAAUGCUGAAGACUCUAGGCGACGGGAAAUAGACUCUGGCCUUUCUAAGUUAGCCUUCCUAGUAAGCCCGGUGCCUUUCCGGAGGAAAAAAAGUGCUGCUCCCAAAAAACAGACUGAAAAGACAAAAUCCAAAUCAUCUGUGUUUGAUGCUCUGGACUCUGCCCUUAAGGAUAUAUGUGAUCAAAUUAAAGCUGAAAAGAGAAGGGGAAGUUUGCCUGACAACAGCAUAUUACACAGACUUAUCAAUGAGCUGCUUCCAGACAUUCCUGAAAGGAAUUCAUCACUUAAGGCCCUGAGAAAGAGCCCCAUGCAUCAGCCUUUUCCUCCCCUGCCUCAAGAUGGUGCUGCCCAUUAUCUACCCUACCAGAAUGAUUGUGGACGAUUACCUCCUAGUGCCUCUUUUCAAGACAUGGAUACAACUAACAACAACCAUCAGGACAAUGAUAGUGCCCUGUGUUUCCAAGACCAAGAGUCUCCUAGAAGUUAUUCAUCAGCUUUCACUGACUUGGGUCGAAGUGCUCCCAGGGAAAGAAGAGGAACUCCGGAAAGAGAGAGGCUGCCAGCCAGAGCUGUUUAUGAUUUUAAGGCCCAGACAUCUAAGGAAUUGUCAUUUAAGAAAGGGGACACUGUCUACAUCCUCAGGAAAAUUGAUCAAAAUUGGUAUGAGGGAGAGCACCAUGGACGAGUAGGGAUAUUUCCAAUCUCUUAUGUAGAGAAACUCAGCCCUCCAGAAAAAGCUCAACCUGCAAGACCACCACCCCCAGCUCAGCUUGGAGAAAUUGGAGAAGCUAUAGCCAAAUACAAUUUUAAUGCAGAUACAAAUGUGGAGUUAUCCCUGAGAAAGGGAGAUAGAGUCAUUCUUCUUAAAAGAGUUGAUCAAAAUUGGUAUGAAGGUAAAAUACCAGGAACCAACAGACAAGGCAUCUUCCCUGUUUCCUAUGUAGAAGUCAUCAAAAAGAAUAUCACAAAAAGUGCUGAUGAUUAUCCUGACCCUCCAAUACCCCACAGCUAUUCUAGUGACAGGAUACACAGCUUAAGUUCAAAUAAGUUGGCUCACAGUGCAUCCUGCCCUCCUUUCAUGUCACCUUGCCCACAUUCUAAUAAAGGGGCUAGAGAAGGAAUCACCAAUGAAUGGUUAUCACUGACUAUGGGGUUUCUACCUUCAAGCCCUCUGACCCCAACUCCACCUCCUUUUCCUGACAACUUCUUGGAUGAAUUAGAAAAGCUUGAGGCUUUAACCUUAUCAACUGGUCAAUCUGAUUCAGAAAUCCUAGGAAAUAGCAGUGCUCAAGUUAAGGCUAACCCUUCUGUUAUCAAGACACGAGAUCCCACUGAAAUGCCAUCCCCUCUGCCACUUGUUUCUUCUGGUACCGUCUCACCUCUAGCCUCUCAGUUCCAUGAUGCAGUGAUAAUUCAGGAGUAUAAAAAACCAGCUGAAAAAAUAUGUGCAGAUUGGAAAGAAAUGAAAGGUUCUCCUGCUAACAAAGAAAAAAGAAACUUUUCAAAUAUUGGAAAGGUACCUGAACUCCUGGGUGAUAAGGUUGCUACUUCUGUCCAGUAUAAUGUGGGUACCUUGUCCCAAACCCUCCCUGUCAUUGAAGAAAAAGAAGAGGACCCUUGUGAUGAAUUAAUGUCAAUCAUCCACGGAAGGAAGCCAAAAUUUCAAGAGUCAGAUUUCUUUCAGUAUGAAGCUGAUGUUACAGAGGAAGCACCAAGGCUAUACAUAGAGGAGGAAGAUGAGGAGAUGAAACACGAUUGCUUAACAUCUCCAGUGGCAAUUAUAAAUGACCCUAGGAUAUUUAAGGAAGACUGGAGUGCAGCCAGUACCAAUAAAGAGCCAGCAUCAUUUUCUCCAGAAGAUGAAGGGAUUACAACUUCCCCUCGCCGCCUUUCCACUAGCCCUCCAUUUCAUUCUACCUUGGCACCCAUCUCUGACUCUCUCUCUACAAUCCCUGGUUCUGCCCAGACCCAUUCACCUCCUCUCCUUACCAAAUUUUCCUACCGACAGGAGACAAUGUCACCCAAGUUAAAGGCUGAUUUAAAAAGAGAAAUAUUUGUAAUGGCUAAGCCUCCUCGUAGCCCAGUGAUGUCUAGGAGAUCCUGCAGCCCACCUGUCAGAGGUCACAGCAAUUCACACAGGCCACAGCGCCCCGGGUUUACUCAUGAAAACAUGCAAGGUGGGGGGGAACCGAAUGAAGAUGAAUUGGAGCUCAGGGAGAGCGAUGUCAUUGAUGUGAUGGAGAAGUGUGAUGAUGGAUGGUUUGUGGGAACCUCAAGAAGAACCAAAUUCUUUGGUACUUUCCCCGGAAACUAUGUCAAGAGGCUGUGAAUUCUUUUAUGUACUUAUUUAUGCCGCAUUUCAGCAACAUAUCCACAUAAAAUUCCUUGGAAAACAUGCUCCCCUAGGCCUUCUGUUUUCAUGCUUCACAAACAGAAGGCUCUAAGCAUCAUCAUCACCAUCUCCAUCCUUGCAGUACAGUUUUUACAGCCACCAUGACACCUUUAGGAGAAGGGGCUGGAGGGUUUUGCUGUAAACUGUACUUGUUCUUGUCACCUGCUUUAAACGUUUACAAUUGGAAACACAAAAACAGAACCUGGAGCUGUAUUGUUCUUAGAAACAAAAUGGAUGAAAUCUGGGAGACCAAAAGAGAAGCAUCCCAUAGAGAAAGGCUUUUCUGGUCCUCUAAUCAAAGGCUCUAGGAGAUAAGCUUCUUAGGCCCUCCCCCUGAGGCAGCUGAAGAUAGCAUUUCCUUAAGACAAGCUGAUGUUUGCAUUUCCACUUCUUUAGUUUGGCAGGAUACAUUACUUUCACUUUGCUGCAUCACAAGUUUGCCUGUUGUUCUAGCUGAUAAUGUAUUUUAACUCUAAUCCAGUGAUUGUUUGCCUGCAUUUACUGGUUAUAACACGCGCAGCGAUUGUAAAAUCUCCAGCAAGAGUAGGAACCUUCACCUGGACAAGUAUGAUUUCACUAUCGAAUCUGAGUUUUCCAAUAGGAGUGUUUUCCUGCAGGGUUGGGGAAUUCGGCUUUUUGUUGGUUUGGGUUUUCUUUUUUUAACUUUUUAAAAGCAUAAAUGGUAAGAAAAUUUACAACUCCAGUAAUAACCAUGAAAAAAGAAGAGGUGAAAGAUGGACAGCAAAAAUAAAGUUGCAUUCUAAAGAUGCAUUGCUAUUUUAUAUUUAAAAAUGUAAUAAUCAACAACAUGAACUAUGAGAUGUUAGUGUUUUAUUUAUCAGAUAAAUUUUAAAUAAAAGCAGUGUUAGUGCAAGGAUUCAUUUGAACAUAGACCCUUGAACAAGAUGCUUGAGAAGGCAUCUUCAAGAGUUAUGUACUGGUUUUAUUUUUAUUAUACUGCAUAUGUGUGUGCACAUAUACAUGCAUGAUUGUAUAUGAACAUACAAUAUAUAUGCAUAUGUUGCACAUUUAUGGAAAUGUUAGACUCCCAAGGCACGCGUUAUUUUACAAAAAUGAACAUAUAUAUAUAUAUAAUAUAUACAUAUAUAUAUAUUAUAUAUAUAUAUAUAUAUAUAUACAUAUAGCACUUCAGAAACAUCAGAAGUAUUAAUCCUGGUUUUUGCUUUGCUUUUUUUUUCCUUUGAUGAACAAAAGCAAUUAUUUGAAUGCACCACUUAUUUUAUUUCUGCAAAAGUUCAAGUCCAAAUAGUGUCUGUAUUAGAAGACAGGAGUAUGUUAAGCCUGAGUCUCCCAGUGUGUGUAUUUGUGUAAAUUCUUUCCCAAGCAUAAAUUGGGUACCUUGGGAGUCCCAAGUCUUGGAAUUUAUCAGGAUGGGGUCCUGGAAAGAAGACUGGCAUUGGGGUCAGACCUAGGUUUGAGUCUUGGCUCAAUGAAGGGUUUGUUCCAGAUCAUCUAAAUUCUAGUUCCAAAGUAUGGUGAGCCUAAGACCGCACUAAAUGGUAAUUAACUGGUAACCAGAACCCACAAGAACAAAUAACAGUGAAUUAUGCCUCUGUCACACUUACUCAGAGACCUGGCUUAAGAGUUCUUAUGACUUUACACAAGAGCUGUUCAUAUUUGGAUUCUUCAGCACCUUAUAAAUGACAGGCUUUUAAUGGCUUUUCACCUGUGGUCAGUGGUUGAUUUUUUUUUCCCCCACAACGGACGUAGCCUUUAGAAUAUUGUACAUAUGUUGGCCUCUCUUUUGUACAGAACCAUUUAGUUGUUGAGUAACAAAUGGAAAAAAAAAGUUCCUUUUCAGUCGUCAUCCCAUACUUAUACUAACUGAAGAAAAAUUUUUCAACAUGUUUUCCUGGCUCACAGAUCAUGAUGCAUACUUUGAGAGUGCAAUUCUUUGGCAUUUAUGCAAAAUUUUAUAAAUUUUUAAAAAUGGUCUUAGCAGCCAAAUUGAAAUGUAUGUAUAUAUCUUUAUUACAGAGAAAUGUCAUUAGUCUAAAGGUAAACACCUUUUUGCAGCCUACCCUUCUUAAUGCUGCAGUCAUGACAAGAUUUCUAUCGCAAAGGUUUUGGGGCUCACAGCUAGGUCAGCCGCAUGCAGCUUUGCUGAGGGAUGACUAUAACUACCUUUGAUGCCAUUUAUGAUAAAAGACUUCAAUAUCUGUUGCCUGUAAUAUUUAAGAAAAAUGCUGUUUCUACUCUGUAUUUGAUUUUAAAAAAGAAGGGGGGAAAUAAUUUUUUUUCAUACCUGGCUUUCAGGUAAUUGAAUUCUUACAAGCAAAGGUCUGUGUUUUUUUCUUGAAUAGACUUCUAAUAAAUUUUGCUUGGAGUACACUUUAGCUUUUCUUCCUGGUAUUUAAUGCUAUGUUAUCUGAAGAACUGUGUAUUUGUAUCCUAUUUGAUCACAUAAACUAAAGGAAAAUGUG
This is a messenger RNA of Phascolarctos cinereus (koala), 8168 nucleotides long. NCBI's taxonomy places the organism in Eukaryota, Metazoa, Chordata, Mammalia, Diprotodontia, Phascolarctidae. The record is from RefSeq and is a predicted model, not a curated record.